Messenger RNA from Lottia gigantea (owl limpet), 2449 nucleotides. RefSeq lists its product as hypothetical. Gene Ontology annotation, molecular function: acid-amino acid ligase activity. NCBI's taxonomy places the organism in Eukaryota, Metazoa, Mollusca, Gastropoda, Lottiidae. Gene Ontology annotation, cellular component: cytoplasm. The transcript is spliced from 7 exons. The coding region runs from base 221 to 1894 and encodes 557 amino acids. The record is from RefSeq and is a predicted model, not a curated record.
CACAGAUUAAGGUUGUAUGCAAUGUUUCGUUCUGUUUCUGCUGUCGUCCUCAGGCAAAGAAUGAUAAUUAUAGUGUAGGCUGCUUCUUCUAUUAAAGUGCCUCUCCAGAGUGUACAUAGUUUUAACCCUGGUGGUUGUAUGUUUAGGAGCUCUGAUAUUGUUCAUAGAUUUUCAAACAAAGAAGGUAGACAACUCCAUCCAAUUUUCCCUUGCAGCGAAGAUGUAUUUUUUCAAAAAGCUUCUGACCUUAUUUGGAAGAUAUCGUCAAAAUAAACUGGUGCAAAAUUCUAAAAAUGUUAUGAAGAUUCAAGAGAAAUUUUUAUUUGAUCAAUUGGCACUGAAUGCUGAGACAGAGUAUGGGAAAAAAUAUAACUUUUCUAAAGUGAACAGUGUAGCGGAUUUUAAAUCGUACCAUCCCUUGACGCGAUAUGAUCAUUAUAAACCAUACGUGGAGCGAAUGAUGAAAGGGGAGACAAAAAUAAUGACAUCAAACCAGCCCGUGAUAUUUGCCGUGACGUCAGGAACGUCUGGCAACAGCAACAUCAUACCAAUGGUGAAAAGACAGCAGGCGCUAUUUUUCCUCGAUGGCAUCUCACUUCUGUUUCAUCUUAUGACAGAAUUUUUUCCAAAGUCAAACAGAUUCCAAAAACAUCUGAAAUUUUUCUAUGAUCCUAUUAAAUGGAGGGAGUCGGAUUCUGGAAUAAAAAUUGGACCGAAUUCAUCCUCACCGUCCAACUCUAAAAGUGUUCUAUUCAUGUACACAACACCGAUUCCAGCCUACAAGGUCUUGAACGAACCUGAGGCGUUGUAUCUUCAUCUAUUAUUCGGGUUGAAAGAACGCAAUUUAGGAAUGAUCGAAGCAAACUUUUCAUCCAUUGUUUAUAACUCAUUUGUGUCGUUAGAAAAUCAUUGGGAUGACCUUGUGAAUGACAUUGAAAAAGAAUUGACUGCGGUACUGAAACCAGAUCCUCAACGUGCUGCGGAACUGAAGGAAGCGAAGAAAGACGGACCGACAGGAUUAAUGAAAAGAAUCUGGCCAGAGUGUAACUUAGUAAUAGGAGCAGAUUCAGGAUCGUUUGAACUUUACGCGACAAAAUUACGAGAAACGUAUUUAAAGGGGAUUCCGUUGUAUUCCCCAAUCUACGCAGCUACAGAGGGUUUGUUAGGGAUCAAUAUCUGGCCGAGGGAAUACCCUAGUAAAUAUAUGUUGAUCCCCACGGUACAGUUCUACGAGUUUAUUCCAAUAGCAGAUUGUGAUCUGGAUCAACCAGAUACUCUUUUAAUGAAUCAGGUAAAAGAAGGAGAGAGCUAUGAGUUAGUCAUCACCAAUCCAACAUGUUUAUAUCGGUAUAGAUUUGGUGAUGUUGUUAGAGUUAAACAGUUCUAUAACCAGUGUCCUGUUAUCGAGUUCUUAUAUAGACAAGGUCAGUUUUUGAGUGUAAGAGGGGAGAAGACAUCGGAAGCUGUAUUUUAUAAAGUAUUGAAUGAAACUCUAGAGAGUUCACAAGGUUUAGAUCUGGUUGAUUACUGCUGUUGUGAGAGUAUCUUAGUCUCAGAUCAACUGAACAUACAUACUUCAGUUGACACCUCUCCUAGUCCAUGUUAUCAUGUUUUUAUCGAGUUUAAAUCUGAUGAAUCAAUAAAUGAACAACGAUGUCAACAACUGGCUAAACAGCUGGAUGAUAAUUUAUGUGCAAUAUCUUAUGUGUAUUCAUCGUUUCGCAAGAAAGGCAGCAUUGGACCAAUCAGAAUCCACUGUGUUCAAGAUGGCAGUUUCCACAGGCUACGUAAUUUCUCCCUAGAAACCACCUCAGCUUCGUUCAAUCAGUAUAAAGUGCCUCGUGUCUUGAAAAACAAAGAUUCUGUAGAAUUUAUAACUAAACUUAUUCAAUAGACGGUUGUGUAUCAGAUUAUGAUCUCCAAAAUCUUUAACUACUUAAUGAUGAAAUUUCAACAGCAAAUUAGGAUCAGAGAAGUACCCAAAUGUAUCAGGAAGAGGUGCACAUUAUUUACUUUGAUAAGAGUGUUUCAGAUUCACUAGAGGGUAAAAAUUGAAUAGUAACACUGUAUAUAAAUGAGAAAUGUGUGUGAAUAGAUUGUUUCAUGUCCAAUGUGUCUUAUACACCAACAUAAAGUAUUUUCUUUACAACUUAAUUGUUCAGGAUACAUCUCAUUUGGACAGGCAAUGCCACUUGGUGUGCAAUGAGGAAAGUUUUGCAAAGAAGGCAGCAAGAGCUGUCCAGUUCAUGAUCUAUAAAUAUGCCAGCUUGCUCCACACGGAGGUUAAUGUUUAAUUCAGGAGUCUGGAAGCUUCUAUGUAUGUCAGUGGCUCCAGUUGCAUUACAAGGUCAUUAUUUACAAAAAGUUGUAUUAUUGUUUGUUUAUUGGUUUAUAGAAACACAAGACAUCACCUAACUCGGAAUUUAUUCCAGAAAAAAAUGAAAUGGAG